UAAACAGACAAGCAUAUGUAUGCUACUGUAAAUGGUUGUCUUGACAACAAUGGUGUCAUUUUGGUAGCUGUUCCAUUGUUUGACGGAGGAGGAGGGACUCCAGAUAACCACAUGCUACUAUUGCUAGACGACAUGGCAGUACAGCUGGGAUAUUUAAAGUCAAUAUUCAACUCCCUACUCAACCAAUCUGAAUCAAGCUCACAGCAAGGCUUAAAAGAUCUCACAGAAAAAUACAAUGUGGUAUCAAUUUUGUCAAUGUACUUAAAGUUGAUACUAUGGUUACUGAGAUAUGGUAUCCUCCCUGAACAAUCAGUUGAUGAAGACAUUUCUUUUGCACAACGAGAGUUUGUCUACUCAAAUGCAUCAUUCAAGAACUACUAUAACAAACRACAGUCAGAGAUGCAUGCGUUAGGAGGUGAUGUAAUUGCUAUUGGUUUAAUGAUUGACAAGAUUAUUUCGCAGUUUGAUGGUUUAUGGCUGUCUGCUGUUGGUAAAGAACAAUAUCCACCUUCAAGUUUACAUUCCUUGUGUGGCUUGUAUCUACUGGACAAGGUUACCCCUGACAUGAAGCAUAGUGUUAUUUUCUAUUUUUUACUGGAUGUAUGUAGUAUCAACAAUGAUCUCAAUGAUCGCAAUAUUGCUGAUCAGUUUGCAAAAGCCUUUAGCAUGCCUGAAAACCUGACCAAGCUCAUCAAGGCUUUCUGGUUUCUUGACCACAAGGACUUUGAGAAUGCAAUGAAUCUAUUGGUUGAUGAAUCACUGAAGACUAAAGAGAUUGGACCAUGGCAAAAUAAUUAUAUCAUCAAGACUUUACUCUUGCAAGGAGAAUUUCAAAAGGCCUUACACUUUGUCAAGACAGUUCAUCCAACAAUGCACACAAUUGAAGAUGUUCGCCUUCAGCUUUCAGUAUUAUUGGCUAACGGUUUGGUGACAGAGGCUUUUAAUUUCCAGCGUCAACACAGGAAUCCCAGUAUCAAUGCAGAUCUCUUGAUGCAUUUUUUUAGUGGAUGCCAACAAAAUGGUAACAUAAGCAAAGUCAUGCAGCUUCCUAUGAAUAGUAUUGAAGAGGACCAUUUUGUGGACUUCCUUCAACAUGGUAGAUUUGAAGCAUCCUUGGAGCUUCUAGUGAUGUACUAUCUACAGCAUGGAAGAUAUGUUGAAGGCAUCAGACUGAAUGAAAACAUCAAACAAGAUACAAUGAAUGAGCAGAAUCCCAAAGUGUUAGAAAGGAGCAAAAUUCGCAAUGCAAUAGUUGAUGGUUACAUCAAGUGUCUUCCCAGCAUUCAAAGGAAGCUUAUUUUUCUGCCUGAAGCAUGUCAUUCUCAGCCAACUGUCAAAGAAGUGCCAUGCCCUAAGCCUCUAUCUACAGUCCUUCAUCAUGUCAAACAUGGACGUCCAAUCAGUCAUGCUAGUUUACUAAACUCUGUUAUGGAUAAAGUGGCAGAGGCCAGGCCCCAAACCACACCACAAAAGAGAAGAUCAGGACCAUUUGUAGGGACUCCAUUAACACCUGCCACUAAAGGAUUGUUAAAUGAUUCACAUAGAAUGGUUUUUGCUAAUGUGAAGAAACCUGAAUUACUGCCAGAGGAGACAGUCAAGUCUGCAGAACCAGUUAUUACUACACCAACUCUUUUAGACAAGAAGAGGAGGAAGCAGCUGUACUCAGGAGCGGAUGCCCUGACAUUGUUAACAACUCCCAAGAUUAUCAAGCGGCCAUCAAAGCAUGGUAUUGCCAAUGAGUCUAUCACAGUUUCAACAACACCACAGUCUAUUCUAAAGGUCAGCCGUGUUGUACGGCAUUCUGCAUCUCCUCGUACUUCACCAACAGCAUCACCACCAUUAUUAAGGAGAGGCCUUCCUGACAAASCAAAGCCAGAAAAAGCUAAAGACCACAAUAAGGAUUCAGUAGAUUUUGGUCCUGGGCCAGCAACACCAAGUAGAAGAAUAAGGUUUGCCACAGAAGAUACCUUACCAACCAGUGCAAAAACUCCUGCUGACACUACCUUUAAGGGAGUAGAUAUUACCUCAGAUGUUCCCAUGGAAACAACAGCUAGUGCUCCUGGAGACAUUAAAGGUGUUUCAUUCCUUGAAACUGAUGACACGCAGGAUAAAAAAGUGUCUGAAGACUCAAUAAGACUUGAGUUAUCAAGUUCCACAGAGGAGGAGAAGGAUGGGGAGGAGGAAGGGGGAGAGGAGGGGAAAGCCGAGGUUCAGAUAACAGCAGCAGUUGUUGACUUGAGGGGGAGUUGUGACCUUGAAGAGGAAGCGAUUGGUCACGAAGAGGAAGACUACAGUAGUUAUGAACUGGAUGAGAGUGAUAAUGUCAUAGCUGAAGACAGUGAGGAAGAGGUCAUGAGUAGAAAGGAUUCAAUUCGUUCUUCAAGUAUCAAUGAUCCUCCACCUACAGAUAAGGUUUUACAGCUUGAUAAUGAAGGUCCUUUGAUGAGGUCAUCACCCCAAACUCUAGCUAGUACAUCUUCAGAGGACCUCUCAAGUAAACACAAAACCCCAUCACCUAAAAAGAAAACACCACAGACAAUGUUGGAAAUGAGAACAGAUCUGACCAUAACACCACCCACAUCACCUCAAACUGGUUCCAUCUUGACCCACUCCACAAAAACACAAUCUCAAGAGACAAAAGAGGUUGAGGAAUACRAAUUUUCUCCACCAGCCAUCCUACGCACACCAGGCCCAUCUGAACACCCUUCAACAACCACUGCCACUGACAGCUUUCUUUUUUCUCCGCCCUUGACUCGUUCAAUGAUAAAAAGACGUUCUCUUGAUGUGUCUAAGUCAUCAUCAUCCAAAGUGUCAAUCACUGGAAAGUCACUAAGGCCAAGAAGUCAAUCAGGAAGAUACACUCCUCACCAGUCCCCAACUGACAGCCCUAUAUCAUUUAUCUCGCCAGCCCCCAGUCAGCCAAAAUCUCCAAAGGGCUCUAGAUCAAAGAAUUCAAAGAAACCAGUACCAAAGCACAAAAUGACCUUAAGAUCUAGAUUAACCUUAAGAUCAGCAAAGCUACCACAUAAUUAAAUGCAAUGUACACUUGUUUGUUUGCAUAACUUGAGUGACCAUUUAUUAUCAAGUUUGAUAUUGGACUAUUCUUGACUGUAGUGUUCUMAAUGUUUUCAGACUUAAUGUACUUCCUGUGUUGCAGCCAUCAUUAAAAAGGAAAUGCAGAAACCUUCAAAUCCAAGCAAACAACUACAACAACAAAACACAAACUUAAAAUAAAAUAUUGAACUAUUUAUUUA
Molecule: messenger RNA, 3254 nt
Organism: Exaiptasia diaphana
Lineage: Eukaryota; Metazoa; Cnidaria; Anthozoa; Actiniaria; Aiptasiidae
Product: protein ELYS
Exons: 30
Coding region: 16-3033 (1005 amino acids)
Source: RefSeq, a predicted model, not a curated record